UUGAGUAUUGCUUCCAUCUUACCACACAGCUGAAGAAUGGAAUCCUAAGCACGUCUGUUGUGACCUAUGCACACACAAAUCCCAACCCUCCAGAAAAGGUACAAGUUUCUCAUCUCACUAGUGUCUCGGUCUCUUUGAGCUGGGAUACACCAGCUGGUGAAGUGUGGGGAUAUAGUGUGAUCUGUUCUUGUGAUGGGAAGACUGUUCAAGAAAUGACAACACAAUCAAACAGCCAUACCUUUUCCAGCCUGAUACCAGGGGUGGAGUAUUGCUUCCAUCUUUUCACACAGCUGGAGAAUGGAAUCCUAAGCAAGUGUGUUGUGACCUCUGCACACACAAACCCCAUCCCUCCAGAAAAUAUAACAAUUUCUCAGGUCACGAGUGUCUCAGUCUCUUUAAGUUGGGACACACCAGCUGGUGAAGUGUGGGGUUACAACAUGAGCUGUUCCUGUGAUGACGAGACUGUCCAAGAGAUGACAACACACUCAAACAGCCAUACCUUCUCCAGCCUGACACCAGGAGUGGAGUAUUGCUUCCAUGUUUCCACACAGCUGAAGAAUGGAACCCUAAGCGAAUCUGUUGUGACCGAUGCAUACACAAAGCCCAACCCUCCAGAAAAGAUGCAAAUUUCUCAGGUCACUAUUGACUCAGUCUCUUUGAGUUGGAACACACCAGCUGGUGAAGUGGGGUGUUACAAUCUGAGCUGUUCCUGUGAUGGGAAGACUGUCCAAGAGGCAACAACAGACUCAAGCAGCCAUACCUUCUCCAGCCUGACACCAGGAAUGGAGUAUUGCUUCCAUGUUUCCUCACAGCUGAAGAAUGGAAUACUAAGCAAAUCUGUUGUGAUCUCUGCACACACGAAGCCCAUUCCUCCAGAAAAGAUAACAAUUUCUCAGGUCACGAUUGACUCGGUCUCUUUAAGUUGGGACACACCAGUUGGUGAAGUGUGGGGUUACUGUGUGAGCUGCUCAUCAGAUGGGAAAACUGUCCAAGAGGUGACAAAACACUCAAACAGCCAUACCUUCUCCAGCCUGACACCAGGAGUGGAGUAUAAUUUCCAUCUAUCCUCACAGCUGAAGAACGGAAUCCAAAGCAAGUCUGUUGAGACCUCUGCACACACAAAGCCCAACCCACCAGAAAAUAUACAAGUUUCUCAGGUCACGAGUGACUCAGUCUCUUUGAGUUGGGACAUAGUAGUUGGUGGAGUGGAGGGUUACAGUGUGAGCUGUUCCUGUGAUGGGAAGACUGUUAAAGAGCUGACAACACACUCAAACAGCCAUACCUUCUCCAGCCUGACACCAGGAUUGGAGUAUCACUUCCAUGUUUCCACACAGCUGAAGAAUGGAAUCCUAAGCGAAUCUGUUGUGACCUCUGCACACACAAAGCCCAGCCAUCCAGAAAAGAUACAGGUAUCUCAGGUCACAAGUGACUCAAUCUCUUUGAGCUGGGACACACCGGCUGGUGAAGUGUGGGGUUAUAACAUAAGCUGUUCCUGUGGUGGGAAGACUCUCCAACAGAUGACAACACACUCGAACAGUCAAACCUUCUCUGGCCUGACACCUGGAGUGGAGUAUUGCUUCCAUGUUUCCACACAACUGAAUAACGGAAUCCUGAGCAACGCUGCUGUGACCUCUGCACACACAAAACCCAAUCCUCCAGAAAAGAUACAGGUAUCUCAGGUCACAAGUGACUCAAUCUCUCUGAGCUGGGACACACCAGCUGGUGAUGUGUGGGAUUAUAGUGUGAGCUGUUCCUGUGGUGAGAAGACUGUCCAAGAGAUGACAACACACUCAAACAGUCAUAUGUUCUCCGGCCUGACACCAGGAGUGGAGUAUUGCUUCCAUGUUUCCACACAGCUGAAGAACGGAAUCCUAAGCAAGUCUGCUGUGACCUCUGCACAAACAAAAACUACCAUGGAGAAGCUGAUAGAAGACGUAACAACACAACAGGCUUCCACUGGGCAGUGUUCCUCAGAUCCAGCAUAAGACGACUAUUGCUGAUGAAUCUGCUAAAUGUCACUCAGAUCUCCCCUGGUGUUUUCUAAAGAGAUUAAAAGUAUGUUAUGUAACAGCUAAGGAUGUGAGGUUUGCACCAGUAUCUGUGUAAACACAUGAUGCUUCCAUGUAAAGUACACAUUUAUAUCUAGAUACUAUGUUCAAAUCUAAAUUCAUGUGACUUGAUAAGACCUUUAGCUGUUGUCAAAACUCUCAUUUCCCUGCUUAAAUUAUUUCCUACAGCAAGAAAUAAUGUUGAAAAUAUAGCUUUGUGCUUUUUUAUAGUGACACACAUCAAUCCAUGCUUAUGCUCUGGGUCACAAAAGACACUGUAAAAAAAAAAGUACAGUUCAAAUACAAUGAGAGGGACUUUUAACAAAUGAGAUCACACAAUGGCUCAGCAAAUGGCUGACAGCAUCAUUACAAUUUACAGUUUGUCUGUGGCAUUGUGCAAGCAAAACACAGUUACCAGGCCAGUUAAGUCCUGGAGAUCCUACACCUGACGGAUGAGAGGCUGGUUAACAAUAUAGAUUGUCAGCUAGAUGUCCCCUUGAUGUUUCUCUGAAAAAAACACAUUUGUUGAAUGGCAACUAGAGAGCUUCAGAAAAUGGAUGCAGAUGUCAUACAAAAAAAAUCCUCUCGAAUGUCUCAAUAAAAACAAAAGCAAGUACUGUACUGAUUUUAAGGAUCUUCUCCACAAAUGUGACCAGUGUCAAAAGAAAGCAAAGGAAUUCUCAAAACUCUGUCUGAGGCCUACAGUGGAGGCUUAUGUUUCCAGUUCAGGUAAAAAGUCAGCAAAAUAUACUACUGUAGUGGUUAUAGGGAUACAUAAUUCCCCUUAUUGAGCUAGUAGGAACGUCGGUUUACAGCUGCUGUUUUUUUGGUUCGGGUUUACUGUGAUACACUUCCGCUGCGCGGGUUUUUUGGGUUGUUGUUGUAAUGGUGAAGGAAUAAAUGGUGCACGUUGUGUAACCGAAA
Messenger RNA from Lampris incognitus (smalleye Pacific opah), 2972 nucleotides. RefSeq names its product tenascin-N-like. The record is from RefSeq and is a predicted model, not a curated record. Gene Ontology annotation, molecular function: protein binding. NCBI's taxonomy places the organism in Eukaryota, Metazoa, Chordata, Actinopteri, Lampriformes, Lampridae. The transcript is spliced from 9 exons. The coding region runs from base 213 to 1985 and encodes 590 amino acids.